Prunus mume (Japanese apricot) is the source of this 1805-nucleotide messenger RNA. Its product is annotated as sodium/calcium exchanger NCL1-like. Gene Ontology annotation, biological process: intracellular calcium ion homeostasis; calcium ion transmembrane transport. Gene Ontology annotation, molecular function: calcium:proton antiporter activity; calcium ion binding. The record is from RefSeq and is a predicted model, not a curated record. Gene Ontology annotation, cellular component: membrane. Lineage: Eukaryota; Viridiplantae; Streptophyta; Magnoliopsida; Rosales; Rosaceae.
UACAAGCUUCUUCCCCAAGCCAAAACAUGGCAAAGAAACUCACACUCCUUUUGCUAGCCAUCUUGUUACUUCAACAAGCCAGCUCCGGCGAAAGUCGGUCCAUAACAAACGACUUGCCAUUGAGCAUGGUCUCCGAUGGAGUACUCGAAAAAACUCCGAAACCAAAUUCCAUUUGGCUGCCGGGCCGCUUGUUCUCUUCAGAUAGUUGUGACCAGACAUACGGCUUCUUGCCAUGCACAACCACAGUUUUGGGAAAUACUUUCCUGAUCAUCGUUUAUGGCUACUUGAUGUUUCUAUCAGCCAAGCUGUUGUCUAAUGGAAGUGAGAUUCUGCUGCAGAUUUUAGGGCCUGGUAUCGUUGGGGGUUUCUUCCUGCCUCUUUUGAGCUCUAUACCUGAUGCCACCAUUAUUCUUGCGUCUGGACUUUCUGGAGACACAGAAACGGCUCAAAGUCAGGUCUCUGUGGGAAUGGGCUUGCUAGCUGGAUCAAAUGUUAUGCUUCUAACAAUUCUAUGGGGCACCUGUCUCCUAGUUGGCAAAUGUGACCUUGAAAAUUCAGUUGCAGUUGAUCAAAAAGAUGAAAAACGAUUUAGCUUAACUGGAUCUGGAGUGAGCACAGAUAUUUGGACAAGCUAUGCUGCAAGGAUCAUGGUUUUCUCUAUUAUUCCUUUUGUAAUUGUCCAAUUACCCCAAGUUUUUCACACAACUUCUGACAGUCGCUUAGCAAUUCUGAUUUCGCUCAUCGUCGCCAUCUCCUUCGUGAUUGCUUAUAGCCUCUAUCAGGUCUUUCAGCCAUGGAUUCAGAAGAGAAAACUUGCAUUAUCAAAGCAUAAGCAUGUGAUGUCAGAAAUUCUAAUACAGUUGAAAACAAAUGCGCUGGGAAGACUUCUUACAAAUGACGGUGAUCCUAACAAAGUUGUUAUAGAAAAGUUGUUCAAGACACUAGAUCAGGAUUCGGAUGGUUAUCUAAGUACAGCAGACUUAAGAUCUCUGAUUAUAGGAAUCCAGUUCGACGAUAUAGACAUAAACAUCGAUGAAGCAAUUUCACAAGUGAUGAGAGAUUUUGAUACAUCUCAUGACUCAAAGAUUGAUGUGGAUGAAUUUUUCAAAGGAAUCUCGAAAUGGAUCAACAAGGCUAAGCGUGUCGCAAUAAUGGAGCGUGGAAAGCUUCCACCAUCGAUGAAACUGUUAGAGGAUUUUGAUAAGAAAACAAAGAAAGAGCAGGAUCAGUUUAUGGAUCAAAUGGAUGAGGUUGUGGAGGAUGUUAAAAAUGUCAAGUGGCAUGGCUCCAAAGCAGUAGGGUUGCUGCUUCUGGGAACUAUAGUUGCUGCAGUGUUUGCUGAUCCCCUUGUUGAUGCUGUUGACGACUUCUCAACUGCUACGAGUAUCCCUUCGUUCUUCAUCUCAUUCGUCAUUCUACCUUUUGCUAGCUCCAGUGAGAUAGUCUCCACUCUAAUUUUCGUCAGCCGGAAAAAGCAGAGAACUGCUUCAUUGGCAUACUCUGAGAUAUAUGGCUCAGUAACAAUGAGCAACAUUCUUUCCCUGGCAGUUUUCUUGGGUCUGGUUUACAUUCGCAACUUGACGUGGAGCUUUUCCGCUGAAGUUCUCGUUAUUGUAGUUGUCUGCAUUCUAAUGGGUGCCAUUGCCAGUUUCCGAACCACCUUCCCCCUUUGGAUGUCUCUGGUGGCUAUGCUGCUUUAUCCACUUUCUCUGUUGCUGGUUUAUAUUCUUGACUACGUAUUUGGGUGGUCUUAGAUUCAUUCUGCAUCGGUUUUUAUGUUUAAGCAGCUUAUGGUAAAUUCAAUU